UGGCGCACCUCCCAACUCAAGGCCGCGCAAGCGUGGAGUGGUAUGCAAACUUUAUCUUAUCUGUCGUCUGUACCUCAGGAUCGCGUUGCAUGGCGUGCGCGCAGACUGCUGGCAAGCAUUCCGUGACGUGGAACAAGGCAACCUUUAGCAGCACCCGACCCUGUGAUCUGACCGCUUCCGAAAACGCAGCAUCAGCACGUAUGGGACUUCCGGAACUUGGGGCGUAAAUUCAGGCCAAGGAAUGACCGCUGCUCGACGCAGGCUUUUUUCUCGUUGAAAUAACGAGCGAUGCUUACUGGUCUGCCCCACAAACAGUGCCGAACUCAACGCAGGCAACAGCACAGUGAGCACCCCUCGCCUUUGCAUAUUCUUGCCAUUGCGGACUACACGCUCCCUAUUUUUGUUGUCCUUCCUCUCAUGCAGUCAUCUCCGGACUCGCCAUUGCCAUACCUCGCUUGCUCGUUCAGCAAAGGCAGCUCCACGCAGAUAAGGUCCGCUGGCGAUCCUGUGCUGAACUUCCACGCCUACGCAGGAUUCAGGUCAAACGAACAGUCUUUAACUGCGCUUGCCACCCUAGGCAAGUGGCGCGUAGGACCUCAGGCCGCACACAGUAGGUAUGUCAUUUUUUCCAAUGCCGCAUCGAAUACAUUGUCGUGUCGUACGAAGGUAUCUACCCUACUCCAGAAGAUGAAUAACCGCAGUAAUUUUAGUGCAUUUCGAAUAUUCAGCCUUCGCCAACCGUCCACCAGUUAAUGCAUCUCGUACGUCCUUAUGUCCGUUGCACGAGCAGACCCUGAUCAUCAUACAAUGCCGGUCGUAUGAC
This is a messenger RNA of Schizophyllum commune H4-8, 823 nucleotides long. RefSeq lists its product as uncharacterized. The coding region runs from base 289 to 753 and encodes 154 amino acids. The record is from RefSeq and is a predicted model, not a curated record. The transcript has a single exon. Lineage: Eukaryota; Fungi; Basidiomycota; Agaricomycetes; Agaricales; Schizophyllaceae.